Tachysurus fulvidraco (yellow catfish) is the source of this 1877-nucleotide messenger RNA. RefSeq names its product transcriptional adaptor 2A (gene tada2a). Bases 319 to 1650 code for a protein of 443 amino acids. NCBI's taxonomy places the organism in Eukaryota, Metazoa, Chordata, Actinopteri, Siluriformes, Bagridae. Gene Ontology annotation, cellular component: SAGA-type complex; nucleus. Gene Ontology annotation, biological process: chromatin remodeling; regulation of transcription by RNA polymerase II. The transcript has 15 exons. The record is from RefSeq and is a predicted model, not a curated record. Gene Ontology annotation, molecular function: transcription coactivator activity; zinc ion binding; protein binding.
GCCACCAAGGGCGCUGUUAUCUUCCUGCAUCAGUUUUAAUGUAUUUUUUAUUUAUUUAUUUUUUACAUUAAAGCGUUUCCUUUGCUGGUUGGUAACGUGGUUGUCAGUAGGUUCCAUCUGUACAUGUGGUUAAUGCUGUUGGACUUAAUAAAUAAAUGUAGAACGUACAAUUCGCCUUUAAAUGCACUGCAGAUGUAGCACGAGCUCCUUUAGACUAACGCUAGCUGGCUAAUGCAGUGACUAUAAACAAACCAAAACAAAGACCUUACCCACUGAAUUAACAUCCGUAAACUAAAGUAUUUCCACUGGCAGCAAAACAUGGAUCGUCUGACAUCUUUUGGGAAUGAUCCUUUUGACAAGCCUCCAUGUCUGGGUUGUUCCUCAUACUUGGUGGAGCCCUAUGUAAAAUGUGCUGAAUGUGGACCUUCCCCUUUUGUCCUCUGCCUCCAGUGUUUCACUAGGGGAUAUGAGUAUAAAAAGCACCAGAGUGACCACAAAUAUGAGAUCAUGACGUCAGAUUUUCCAGUACUGGAGCCUGGCUGGACUGCCCAAGAGGAGAUGGCUCUUCUAGAAGCAGUCAUGGACUGUGGCUUUGGGAAUUGGCAGGAUGUGGCUUACCAAAUGCGCACCAAGACCAAGGAGGAAUGUGAAGGGCACUACAUGAAGAACUUUAUCAACAACCCGCUUUUUGCUUCCACUCUGCUCAGUCGGAGGCAAGUGGAGGAGGCUCGCACACCCGAUACUGCCAUCCCGUUUAAACCCUGUGAUGAUCCUCCAAGACCUUCAUUCGACUCUCAGCUUUCCAGGGACAUGGCUGGUUACAUGCCAGCUCGUGCAGAUUUCAUGGAGGAAUUUGAUAAUUACGCAGAAUGGGAUCUGAAAGAUAUUGAUUUUGUUGAUGACGACUCUGAUAUUCUUCACGCUCUUAAAAUCGCAGUUGUGGACAUCUAUCAUUCAAGAUUAAAAGAGAGACAGCGAAGGAAAAAGAUCAUUCGGGACCAUGGGCUCAUAAACUUGCGCAAGUUUCAGAUACUGGAAAGACGUUACCCUAAAUUGGUACAGGAUCUGUAUGAUGCCAUGAGGCGCUUCGCCAGGGUCAUGGGGCCACUAGAGCACGAUAAGUUCAUCGAAGCCCAUGCUUUGGAGUUUGAAUUGAGGAGGGAGAUUCACAGGCUGCAGGAGUACAGAAGAGAAGGGAUCCAGUCUUUUUGUGGAGCGAAGGUGUACGAGCAGGUGAAGCAAGCACGUGAGGAUGAGCGGAAUAAGAGGAAUAUGCUGUGUGAGGUUCUUCAGUACAUUCAUGACGGUCGCGCCUGCCAGCAGUGGCUCCACAAACAAGCUGCCAUUGAUGCUGGCAUUACUCCCACCAUCACUACCAUCACUACCUCAGGAAGACGAAGUGCGCCUCCUCUGAACUUGACCGGGUUGCCAGGUACAGAAAAGCUCAAUGAAAGGGAAAAAGAGCUGUGUCAGGUGGUGCGCCUCGUCCCCGGCGCGUACCUCGAGUACAAACAGGCUCUGCUGAACGAGUGCCAGCGUCAGGGAGGCCUCCGACUGGCACAGGCUCGCUCGCUCAUCAAGAUCGACGUGAACAAAACUCGCAAAAUCUAUGACUUCCUCAUCAAAGAAGGCUACAUUAACAAACUUUAAGCGCAGUGAGCGAGAGCGCACGGUACACUUCUGCCAGGCAGAGAGGUGACGCACUGCACAGAAGCUCUGAUUGACCAUAACAGGCAUUCACAUCAUGGGGAGUUUGGAUGGAGACGUACGUGUGUGUUGUUUCUCUGGUGUCACUGAGCAGAAACAGGACUGUUCCAGAAGCAUGUGAUACUGUAACUUUACAAAAUAAAUAUAUAAAUGGAUUUUUUUUAACAGUU